Molecule: messenger RNA, 2121 nt
Organism: Cajanus cajan (pigeon pea)
Lineage: Eukaryota; Viridiplantae; Streptophyta; Magnoliopsida; Fabales; Fabaceae
Source: RefSeq, a predicted model, not a curated record
UACCUUUUUCUAUUUCUCAAACACUACUUGUUUAAAAACUUCGUCUUUCAUCUACUUUCAUUUCAACAAUUUGAUAAGACGAAAACACACUUGUCCACUAUUUUUGAAGGAACAAUUUUUUUUGGACGAUAAAUCCUUUCAGACGGAAAACAUGCUUACUCAACUUGUUUGUUGAAGCAGGCGAUCAGUUUUAUUGAAUGCAAAAAGCUUUCAAGUCAGAUGAGCCUGCACAAGUUUUAAACAAUGCUUGAAUAUUCUUUGUAUUAAAAGAAAAAAUAGUAUCUUUUGCAAAAUGAUUUUGAAAAAUCUUCCUUCGAACACACACACACAUUCAACCCCCCCUUCUGUGUGUAUUUUCGCUAACUUCAGUUGGUAUCAGAGCUUGACCCCUUGGGUUGAGCAUCUAACACUACAGGAGAAACGAUCAUGGAAAACGAAGGACAGGCCAUAAAUCGUCCACCUCUCUUCAGAGGAACAAAAUACGACUACUGGAAACAAAAAAUGAUUGCAUUCUUUGAUGCAUGUCAUAUAGACAUGUGGGACGUUGUGGAAAAAGGAAACUACAUCCCUUGAAAUGAAGCCAGUGAUGAGAUACCCAAGGCACAAUGAAAUGAAGAGCAGAAGCAAAGAUUCGUGCUAAACUAAAAAGCACGCAAUGCGCUCAUGUGUGCCCUGUCUGAGGAGGAAUACACUAAAGUUCACAGCUUCAGAAGUGCAAAACAGAUGUGGGAUACAAUAGCCCUGACCUACGAGGGAUCCCUAGAGGUAAAACGCAAGAUGCUAAGCUUGUUGGCGUGUAAGUAUGAACUCUUCGAAAUGGAAAAAAUUGAAUCUAUCCAAACCAUGUUUGGAAGAUUUCAAACAAUUGUAAAUGAACUAUCAUUUUUAGGAAGAACUUACGAUAAUUUUGAUCAUAUUGACAAAUUACUUCAAAGUUUACCCAGGAAGUGGAGACCACAGGUCACAGCCUUGAGAGCGUCCAAAAACUUAGAAAAGCUCUCACUGGAGGAACUCACUAGACUACUUAAAGUCCAUGAGUUGGAGCUACAACAAGACGAUGUUGGGAGAAAACAGAAAUCCAUUGCACUGAAUGUACAAAAGACAAAGUCCACUCCAACAUCCUCAAGAGUCCUAAAGGCAGAAGAGACAUCUAAUGAAAGUUGUAGUGAAGGUACUUGCGAUACAGACGAUGAGAUAUCCUUCUUAUCAAGGAAUAUCCUCUCAAUGAUGAAAAAGAAGGGAGGAAUACGAUGGAGAAAAUACAGCAGAACUCCCAAAGAGAAAGCACAACCACUGUGCUUUGAGUGCAAGAAACCUAGACACUACAAAAUAGAAUGUCCAGAACUAGAAAAAGAAAAAGAAAAAGAGAAAAAGAAGUCGAUCUCCUAUAAGAAAAAGAAGGCAAUGAUGGCCACCUGGGAGGACCAUGAUACCACGUCACCUAAGGAUGAUGUAGAAGCAAACAUCUGUCUUAUGGCAGACACAGACUCAUCAUCAGAAUCUGAUGAUGAAGAGGUUUUGAAAUCUGGAGGAAAAUGGCUCAGCCAUUCAAAAGGGCUGAGCGGAUUCAAGCCAGAGAGCCUUCCAAAAGUGCACCAAACUGGAGGCGCUCAGCCACUCCAAGGCACUGAGCGAUUUUGGCCCUAGAAGAAGGAGUGCUCUCUGCCUCCUAGGCGCUUAGCGGAUCUGAGGCGCCCAGCCCCUUGUGCUUGCUUAAUAGUGAAGAAUCUCUAAGGCGCUCAGCGGGUCUCAGGGGCUCAGCCCUUCAGGUUACUUCAUGGUGAAGAAUUCUUCAAACCACUCAGCCGUUUUAAGGCGCUGAGCGGAUUCUUCUCUUUCCUGCUUACUCUGUUUUAAUUCCAUCACUUAUAAAAGGGCAGAAGAGAGAGAAAGUGGUAUCAUCUGGCUGUACGAAAAGGAGAACAGAGAGAAGAGAGAAAAUAGAGCACUUUGGAGCUCGUGGGGACGCAAUUCUUCAGAGGAUCUCUUUCUUCUACCUUUCAUCUUGUUUUGUGAUUUCUUGUACCAUGGAGAGCCAAACUCUAGGGUUGGGAUUGAUGUAAUCGUCGAACUCCUUUGUAUUCCUCUUUGAUUCAUAUAUAUAUCUCAUCUAUUACUCUA